Messenger RNA from Mytilus californianus (California mussel), 1518 nucleotides. RefSeq names its product dynein regulatory complex protein 9-like. The record is from RefSeq and is a predicted model, not a curated record. The transcript has 10 exons. Gene Ontology annotation, molecular function: protein binding. Gene Ontology annotation, biological process: cilium organization. Bases 179 to 1360 code for a protein of 393 amino acids. Gene Ontology annotation, cellular component: motile cilium; cytoplasm. Lineage: Eukaryota; Metazoa; Mollusca; Bivalvia; Mytilida; Mytilidae.
GAAACGGAAGUAGAUUUUGUCCUCCACUUCCGGUUUCAGCGCAUGCCACCUAGCAACAUGUAAACAGAAUGUUUUGCUGGUUUCAGUAAAAAAUAAGGAACUGCUGUCCAAGUGUUGAGAAGACACUUUCCUUUGCUGUCGACAUACUUGUUCAGUGAAGAGGAAGACAUAACCAAAGAUGUCAUUAACACAAAAUUCAAUUAUGUUGCAAGGCCCUGAUGCCAUUAGGGCAGCAACAAUUCUUGAGGAUUGUGUUGACCAGCUUUGUGUUCUGGGGAGAAUUAUGCCAACAUCAUUUGAUAGCCGUGUUGAUGCUGUAGAGAUGGUACAAAGUGAACUUAAUCAACUGGUUGCUGGACAAAAAGAUUUAGAACAAAGAUACCAGACAAUUUUAGCAAAAAGACUAGAAAUGAGACAGAAUACCAAAAAUGAAAUGAAAUUAACAGAAAUCGAGAAGGAAGUGGUAGAAAGUGGACAUGAUUUGAAAAAUAGUACCCAUGUAUUUGGUCGCAGUCUGAGACAAAAUCCUUUGACAGGAGAUAACAUUUCAAAGAUACAGGCAGACAGAACUUUCUGUGAAGAUGUUAUGGGUGAUACCUUAUCAGAACUGAUACAAAACUGUAGUUUCCAAUGCUUGAUUGAAUCAGUUGAAAGAGAGAAAUUUAAGAAAGCCAAGCUACAAGAAACUAUCCAAAAAGAGGAAAAUGGAAGAAAAAGAGUAAGAGAACUGCAGAGGAAGUUACAAGAUAUUAAAAAAGAAAAAGAACAAGAUCUUCAAGAUAGAAAAGGCAUGAUUGCCCACAUCAAAGAUCAACUUCAAGAGGCCAAAGCACGCACAAAUAUGGAAGGAAAAUACAUAAAGAAAAGUGCUGAAGUUUCAAUUGCCCAGACUCAGAAACGGUGUACCAUUUCAGAAAAACAAGCACAGGAUGAAAUUGAGAAAUUACGACAACAAGUAGAUGAUGAAGAAAGAUCACAUAGUGAAAUAGAAUCAUACCUCAGAACCCAUCAUGAUGAACUCGAGACUAAAGAGAAAUUUUGGCAAGAGAAGAUGGAAAAAGAUGUAGAUGCCAAACAGCAUGAAUUGACAGUAAUAAAAGCUGCAAAUCAGAAAGAUUUUACAAGGCUUCAGGAACUAACAAAACUUUACAAAGAAUAUGAACAAGUUGUUGUUGAAGAUAGAAUUGAGAAGGAGAAGGCGAGGAGAAAAGCAGAUCAAGAGGGUAUUGAACUCAAAGCUAGUAUCAGGAUCCAAGCCUGGUGGAGAGGUGUCAUGGUUAGGAAAGGAUUUGGACCAUACAGCAAAAAGAAGAAAGGAAAGAAGGGGAAAAAGGGAAAGAAAGGAAAAAAGAAGAAGUAGACUUGAAAUAUUUCAAAUUUACUUUUGUAAUUAUUGUUUACCAUGGACUGUGAUAAUGAACAAGUUAUUUUUAUUUUUAUCUUAAUUUUACUGUAUAUUUUAAUAUGAACAUAAAGUUUUUGUUGUGAACAUAUGAAAUAAAGAAAAUAAAACUCUUA